AUGAGCCCUGAAAGGUCCCAAGAGGAGAGCCCAGAAGAAGACACAGAGAGAACAGAGCAGAAGCCCACGGUCAAAGAUGCCUUCAAAGACAUUUCCAUAUACUUCACCAAGGAAGAAUGGGCAGAGAUGGGAGACUGGGAGAAAACUCGCUAUAGGAACGUGAAAAGGAACUAUAAUGCACUGAUUACUAUAGGUCUCAGAGCCACUCGACCGGCUUUCAUGUGUCACCGAAGGCAGGCCAUCAAACUCCAGGUGGAUGACACAGAAGAUUCUGAUGAAGAAUGGACACCUAGGCAGCAAGUGAAACCUCCUUGGAUGGCCUUAAGAAUGGAACAGCGUAAACACCAGAAGGGAAUGCCCAAGGCGUCAUUCAGUAAUGAAUCUAGUUUGAAAGAACUGUCAGGAGCGGCAAAUUUACUGAAUGCAAGUGGCUCAGAGCAGGCUCAGAAACCAGUGUCCCCUCCUGGAGAAGCAAGUACCUCUGGACAGCAUUCUAGACUAAAACUGGAACUCAGGAGGAAGGAGACUGAAGGAAAGAUGUAUAGCCUGCGAGAAAGAAAGGGUCAUGCAUACAAAGAGGUCAGCGAGCCGCAGGAUGAUGAUUACCUCUAUUGUGAGAUGUGUCAGAACUUCUUCAUUGACAGCUGUGCUGCCCAUGGGCCCCCUACAUUUAUAAAGGACAGUACAGUGGGCAAGGGGCAUCCCAACCGUUCAGCCCUCAGUCUGCCCCCAGGGCUGAGAAUUGGGCCAUCAGGCAUCCCUCAGGCUGGGCUUGGAGUAUGGAAUGAGGCAUCUGAUCUGCCGCUGGGUCUGCACUUUGGCCCCUAUGAGGGCCGAAUUACAGAAGACGAAGAGGCAGCCAACAAUGGAUACUCCUGGCUGAUCACCAAGGGGAGAAACUGUUAUGAGUAUGUGGAUGGAAAAGAUAAAUCCUGGGCCAACUGGAUGAGGUAUGUGAACUGUGCCCGGGAUGAUGAAGAGCAGAACCUGGUGGCCUUCCAGUACCACAGGCAGAUCUUCUAUAGAACCUGCCGAGUCAUUAGGCCAGGCUGGAACUGCUGGUCUGGUAUGGGGAUGAAUAUGGCCAGGAACUGGGCAUCAAGUGGGGCAGCAAGUGGAAGAAAGAGCUCAUGGCAGGGAGAGAACCAAAGGCAGAGAUCCAUCCGUGUCCCUCAUGCUGCCUGGCCUUUUCAAGUCAGAAAUUUCUCAGUCAACAUGUGGCACGCCAUCACUCCUCUCAGAACUUCCCAGGACCAUCUGCAAGAAAAUUCCUCCAACCAGAGAAUCCCUGCCCAGGGGAUCAGAAUCAGGAGCAGCAAUAUUCUGAUCCACGCAGCUGUAAUGACAAAACCAAAGGUCAAGAGAUCAAAGAAAGGUCCAAACUCUUGA
Messenger RNA from Nomascus leucogenys (northern white-cheeked gibbon), 1389 nucleotides. It is a transcript of the gene PRDM7, whose product is annotated as PR/SET domain 9. The record is from RefSeq and is a predicted model, not a curated record. Gene Ontology annotation, cellular component: nucleus. Gene Ontology annotation, biological process: regulation of DNA-templated transcription; positive regulation of reciprocal meiotic recombination. Gene Ontology annotation, molecular function: recombination hotspot binding; protein binding; histone H3K4 methyltransferase activity. NCBI's taxonomy places the organism in Eukaryota, Metazoa, Chordata, Mammalia, Primates, Hylobatidae.